Messenger RNA from Oppiella nova, 540 nucleotides. The record is from the annotation of a GenBank genome assembly. Lineage: Eukaryota; Metazoa; Arthropoda; Arachnida; Sarcoptiformes; Oppiidae.
AUGGGUAAUAUAUUGGGAACGGUAUUCCAGAAGCCACAAAAGUCUAUUAAACUGGUAUUAAUAGGAGUUCCCGGAAUGGGUGUGGGUAGGACCACGUUAACAUAUAAACUCAAAUGUCCCGGGGAGCACAUUGAAACAAUUGCAACCGCUGGGUACAACCACGAGACUAUUACAUACAAUAAUAUUGAGUUCGAUAUAUGGGACCUUGGUGGUGGCUCCAAAAUAGCCCCCCUAUAUAAACACUUCUGUCAUAACACACAGUGUAUGGUGUUUGUGGUGGACAGUAGUGAUCGUGAGUGCAUUGGUGAGGCCAGGGAUAUAUUUUGGUCACUGCUGUCGGACGAUCAGCUCCGGGAUGCUGUGGUACUGGUGUUGGCUAACAAACGGGAUAAACCCGACGCUAUGACUAUGGAGGAGGUGUCGGAGCGCAUGGGCUUACAUACGUUGAGAACUCAUAGGUGGCAUAUCCAGAGUACCUGUGCGAUCACCGGUGAGGGCCUGUAUGAAGGGUUGGACUGGGUAUCAAAAAACGCUGGAUAA